UACGUCAUGCAUAACUCAAGUGCAUAGUGGACUAUUCCAUGUAACUGUGUAACUUUCAACAUCAAGUGAAACUGGGAUAUAUAACUCCGCUUACUCUCUCACAUGGGUCAAAUUCGAAUCACAGUGCAGUAGGCCAAAUUCUCUCCUGUGCCUUGUGGAUGUCUUUUUCGAUCCUUACUUUUUUUUAUCAAGGGUUUUGACAAGAUAAUGGGCAGCUUAAAGACAAGGGACUAUGACAGUAUCACAUCAUUCCUUGGAUCUUGGGGACCCUUUCAACGAAGGAUUUUUUUAGCACUGGCCAUCAGCAUCCUACCAAAUGGAUUUGUUGGUACCUACAUAAUAUUUGCAGGUGAUACCCCUCCUCAUGAGUGCUUUAUCCCUGAGAACAACAGCAUCAAUGGCAUGUGGAGAAAUGUGACUAUCCCUUUGGAGACUGUCAAUGGCAUUGAAAAGCGAAGCUCCUGCUCAAGGCUUAACUUGGAUAUUGUCAGUAACUACUCUCAAAAAGGAAUCAUCCCAAAUGUGGAUGUAAAUGUGAGUAACAUUCCUUUAGAAAGUUGUCUAGAUGGUUGGACUUACAGCAAAGAAAUCUACCAGUCAACCAUUGUCACAGAGUGGGACUUGGUGUGUGACAAUAGCUACAAAACUCCAUUGGCUACCUCUAUCCAUUAUGUUGGUGUACUAGUGGGAGCAUUUUUAUCAGGCCUGAUGUCUGACAGGUUUGGAAGGAGACCCACACUUUUUCUCAUGAUGGCUAUACAGACUGUUUCAAUUACAGCACAAAUAUUCUCACCAAGCUGGGAGAUCUUUACAUUUAUUUUCUUCUUCGUCGGUGGGGGAGGAUACUCCAACUAUAUCAUUGCAUUUGUGCUGGGUACAGAAAUUCUAUGCCCAAAAACCAGAGUGGUCUUCUGCUCUCUUGGGGUUUUUAUGAGCUCUGCUUUGGGGUACAUGUUAAGCCCAGCUGCAGCUUACUUCCUUCGUGAUUGGCGAUUGCUGCUGAUUCUCAUGGCUGCCUCUGGCCUGUUGUACCUCCCUCUUUGGUGGAUAGUCCCAGAGUCUCCUCGCUGGCUGUUUUAUCAGGGAAGAGUGAAGGAGGCUGAGGCAAUAAUCAGGGACGCUGCCAAGACAAAUAACGUAGAGGCUCCACAGACCAUCUUUACAGCAGCUGAGAUCGAAGACGUACUGGCUAUGAAAAACAAGAAAUACAACUUCUCAAAUAUCCUAAGCAACUGCAAUAUGUUUUCUCUUACACUACUGUGCUCACUUCUGUGGGUCAUCAUCACCAUCAGUUAUUUCGCUUUAGCCCUCAAUACUUCAAACCUGCACGGCAGCCCUUAUUUAAACUGCUUCUUCUCUGCUUUGACAGAGGUGCCAGCUUAUCUUCUUGCUCUUCUAUUGCUCAAGUUUUGCCCCAGGCGCUUCUGUCAGUCUUCUACACUGUUGCUUGGAGGCGUGAUGAUCCUCUGUGUUAACCUCAUCCCCAUAGGUCUACCUGCUGUAUCCGUGUUUCUUGAGAUGUUGGGGAAAUUUGGCAUAACAGCUGCAUUUUGCAUCGUAUAUGCUGUCACCUCAGAGUACUUCCCCACUUUUAUCAGAAAUACAGCAAUGGGAUGUUGUUCAAUGUCAGCUCGCAUUGGAACAAUCAUCUCCCCCUUCAUCAUUUAUCUGGGUCAAUACAACAAGUCACUCCCGUACAUAUUGAUGGGAAGCUUUGCAGUUAUCGGUGCUUUCUUAUGCCUCCUUCUUCCAGAGACAUUUAACAAGCCUUUACCAGAGACCUUAUCCCAGAUGCAGCAGAUAUACAGGAGAUGUGGAAAGAAGAAAGAAGCUGAAAAGGGAGAGCACAUCGCUGAUUUUCAGACUAAAGUAACCAAGUUGUAGUUUAUCCCCUAGUUGCCACUACAGUGGAGAGUAAAUACAAAGGUUGUUUUCUGCCAAACUAAUAUCAAAAUUGCUGCAGGAGGUCAGAAAUGCUAUGCAGCUCAGGAAAAUCUCCCAAACCCUACCACAGGAGAAAACCCUUGCAAUGAAAAAAAUGUAACAUCAUAUAAUAACUAAAGAGCUAAAUAAUGUUAAAAUGCCAAGUAUUGAUUUCAUAUUUGAAGAAAAUUAUGAUGAAUCAUCCAUUCAAUUAAGACAUCAUGCAUUGAAGGAUAUAUUUCAUUUGGAAUUGAUACAACCAUAAUUGAGACUUUGUUUUGUUUUUUUUAAUUCCUUGAUCUGGAGUGAAAUUUUUCUGUUUAUCAAUUGACUUAUUUAAUGUGUAAGACAGGAAAAACCUCUAAACUUAAAUUUAAGAACUCAAAUUCAUGCUCUCCACUUGAAUGAACAUGUUACCAACUGAAAAUGUUCAGUUGAAAUAAACAAUUUGGAUAAGUUUGUGUACUAAAGGGAAUAAAAACCAAAAAAAAGCUG
Molecule: messenger RNA, 2418 nt
Organism: Labrus bergylta (ballan wrasse)
Lineage: Eukaryota; Metazoa; Chordata; Actinopteri; Labriformes; Labridae
Product: solute carrier family 22 member 4
Biological process (GO): quaternary ammonium group transport; transmembrane transport
Cellular component (GO): membrane
Molecular function (GO): quaternary ammonium group transmembrane transporter activity
Source: RefSeq, a predicted model, not a curated record